ACCCACCAAUACCUUUUUCCCUCCCCCUCACCUCACUCACUCCUCCUCCUUCAGUGGCGAGUAGUUGUAAGACUAGUAACCUCCCUUUACUUUUAUUUAUUUAUUUUUACCCAUUUUCGUUCGUUUCCGUUUUCUUUUUCACUCUCACUCUCUCUCUCUCCCUUUUUCGGAUCGUGUCACCAUCGCCAUCUUCUUCUUGAGGUUUUGCAAUUAAGGUAACUUUCACUAUUCUGGGUGCUUUGGUGGGUCUCCAUCUGUUUGUUGAAAAACCUAAACCAACAAAAUGAAGGAUUUUCCUUCUUGUUUUGGUGAAAAUGGUGUUCAAGUUGCGGAUUCUUCUUCAUCGUCUUCAAGUGCUGCUAGAAAUGCUCAGAAUAACAUGGUUACUUGUGUUUACCAAUGCCGGAUACGUGGUAGGUCGUGUCCGAUUACUGUCAAUUGGAGUAAGAAUAUGGUGGGUCAACUUCUCACUGUUGGGAUCCAUGAUUGUCUUUGUAAGGUGGAUGUUAAACCUUGGGUUUUUUCUAAGAAGAAAGGUUGUAAGAGCCUUGAGGCUUUUUCUGCUAAAAUUGAUGUCUUUUGGGACCUAUCUUCGGCUAAAUUUGGUUCUGGGCCGGAACCGUUGGGAGGGUUUUAUGUUGGAGUUGUUGUGGAUCGUCAAAUGGUUCUUCUUCUCGGGGAUUUGAGGAAAGAAGCUUUCAAGAAAACCAAUGCUGUUCCGCUGCCGUGCAGUUCCAAUGCAGCUGUUUUAGUUGCCAAGAAAGAACAUGUUUUUGGUAAGAAGUUGUAUGCUACAAAGGCUGUGUUUUGUAAUAAUGGUCAAAUUCAUGAUCUUGUGAUUGAAUGUGAUACUGCAAGUGGUGUUAGUGAUCCGAGCCUUAUAAUUCGUCUAGAUAGCAAAAUUGUGAUGGAAGUGAAGCGGUUGAGAUGGAAGUUCAGAGGGAAUCAUACUAUCCUUGUUGAUGGCCUUGCAGUGGAUGUUUUCUGGGAUGUCCAUAAUUGGCUCUUUGGUGCUUCUCUUGCAGAUGCUGUCUUUAUGUUCAGGACGUGCCUCUCCGCGGACAAGUUGUGGACUACACAAGCACAGCCCCUUUCUUCUGAUGAUGAUAGUCUGCUGCAGUGGUCUUUUUCCGAGAGGUUUUCUGACACUAGAUUUUCGGAUCUUGGUUUCUCGCUUAUUUUGUAUGCCUGGAAGAACUUGUAAAGAUGCAGAAAUCCACCAUAUAUUUAAUACUAACAGACAUCUUAGUGAGUUUUCUAUUCAUCAACCAUGUCACUGAAAUACAGUCGACAGAAAAUGAGUCCUUUAGUUUUGUUUCUUUCGAUCCACCUGUUAAAUUCACAUCCUCGAUCUAGCUAAUUGGCUGAGCUAUUUGAACAGAUCAGUUUUUGUUUUGGAAAUCCAAAAGGCUGUAUAUUUGUCCUGAGGUGUUAAUCUAUGGUCUAUUUGAUUUAAAGUUUGCUUCUUGUGCUUUUUAGCUUAUCACAUGUCCAUUCUUUUGAUUAGUAUGUACAUACAUAUUAGUAAUUAAUAAUUAUACACAGCUCCGGGUUGUCGAAUGUUUUAA
Molecule: messenger RNA, 1568 nt
Organism: Medicago truncatula (barrel medic)
Lineage: Eukaryota; Viridiplantae; Streptophyta; Magnoliopsida; Fabales; Fabaceae
Exons: 2
Coding region: 284-1204 (306 amino acids)
Source: RefSeq, a predicted model, not a curated record